Histoplasma capsulatum G186AR is the source of this 2286-nucleotide messenger RNA. RefSeq lists its product as uncharacterized. Gene Ontology annotation, molecular function: protein binding. The record is from RefSeq and is a predicted model, not a curated record. The coding region runs from base 1 to 2286 and encodes 761 amino acids. The transcript is spliced from 6 exons. NCBI's taxonomy places the organism in Eukaryota, Fungi, Ascomycota, Eurotiomycetes, Onygenales, Ajellomycetaceae. Gene Ontology annotation, cellular component: cytoplasm.
AUGGAUCGUAACAAGCUUGUCGUUCGCCUGCUCCCCAAAUCCAAAAGUCCCUUCGAAAUCCGUGUUUUGACUUUGUCUUCCGAGCAAGAUAAAAUCGUCGUCGGCCGCUCGUCCAAGACGCAUGCCAACCUCCAUCCAUCCCGCGAGAAUGCCUGGUUCGACUCCCCGGUCAUGUCGCGCACCCAUGCCAUAAUCACUGCCUGUCCCGGGACAAAGCAAGCGUCUGUCGUCGAUACAGAUUCUAUGCAUGGAACUUUGUUGAAUGGUAAAAGGCUUACCGCCAACACGAAGGCAGUGGUGAAGAAUGAGGACAUCUUGACUUUCGGGUCGACGAUUUCCCGUGGUUCAAAGAUCUAUAAACCCUUGAGUGUUAGUGUCCUCUUGUCAUGGAACCCUACGGAAGACCCUCCGAAGCCUAGCGAGAGUCACUCGGCGAAUACCUUCGUCGUACCGGAUGACGACGAUGACGAUGGCGGUCAGGACUCCAGCGACCCGCAAGCCGAAGCUAUAUUCGCAAAUACAUCUGCUACCAAAGCCAUAUCUCGCGAGCCUUCAGCCUCCGCUAACUCUGAGGUGGGAUCAGCUCACCCCUCCUCUAAUGAUGGCGGGCAAGAAUCAAAAUCCUCUCCAUCGUCUUCUCUGCCGUCUUCCCCGCCUAGUAAUUCAGAGUCAAAGGGCGACAAUUCAACGAGUUCUAAGCAGGUCAUCCCAUCUCAGCACGCUCCUGACUCUGAUGUUGAAACGGCCAUGCCGACUCUUAUUGAAAACGACGGCAUUCACAACACAGUGCCGAAAAAUGAACAUGCCCAAGUAUCAAAGGAAGGCCCUGACUCUGGUUUCGAUGCUGAUAGAGAAGACCUUGGACUUGAAAUUGAAGCAGACUCCGAUUCUGGCCAGCACCACGUCACCCACACCCACAUCAGCAAUGAAAACGCUGACCACACUACUGAAACCGACAUUCCUCGUUCCUCGGAGAACUUGGAGGCUGUCCAUGCACCGUUUUCCGUCCCUGAUAAGAUAGAUCUGGCCCCCGAACGCGCUGACAUGACGAGUCAACCCGAAUGCCCGCGACCCACUACUACUGCUACUACUGGGAGUAUGCCAAAGUUGACCGGGUGCGACAAUGACACACACUCUGCGUUUAUCAGUCCAAUUGUGCGUGAAGAACUGGUGAACACUGUGCAGCCGCCAACUUCGGGCUGUGAACAAACUCCAGCUGAAGAAACUCAAACCCGGGAUCGGAAUUUAGCCCUCGGCUCAAAAAGAUCACCCAGUCCUUCGGACAAGGCACUCGCUAAACCGACUGCAGGCGUCCCGUAUUUGACCUUCCAUGACGAUAACACUUGUCCCCGGUGGGUUCCGGCUGCUAAUAAAUGCCAGCGAGCAUUUGGGAGCUCAGGGUCCUUUGAACCCGACUCAUCAACACCACUAUACGGAGGGACAUCAGUCGCCAGUGACUACGGGCUCCCCCACCUCCCACCUCUACGACCGCUAUAUUCAGACGGUCCCUUUGCCGCUUCAAGCCAAGGAGACAAUAAUUGGCUAGGUGAUGCUGUUAGUGCACGCGAUCAAGCACUGGCUGAGAACUCCAGGGAUAUAUAUCGGUUCGACUCUCCUUAUUCGCCGGCUCCUGGAUACGGACCGUCUUCUGGGCCCGCAUACCCAGGCUCAACCCGUUGCCAGUCCCAGUCCCAGUCCCAGUCUCAGUUCCAAUCGCACCCUCCGUGGCAGCUUGCCUUUGAGAGCACAGGUGAUGUACCAAACAACCCACCCCAAUCCAAAUAUGCCAAUCCCGUACCAAAGGAUCCGAUACCUGCAGCCUCGAUCCCAAUUGCCAAUAUAGUUGAUGCGUACAAGCAGACUACCGAGUCUAACCGACCAACGAACCCACGAAAGCGUAAGGCGAGGGAAGUAAAUCCGGAACCAGUUUCAGUAGAAACACUCAAAAGCAUCAAUGAUUUCUACAAUGGUAACGAGUACGACAACGUUGAAAAUGACAGCUUCCCAGAAGCCCAACCGCGAGACCUCCUCGUUCAUCAACACGAUCUCCCGUCCCAAUUCAAAACAACCAAUAACGAGCCGCAUGGCCUCGGCCGUUCCUUCAAACCUACAAAAACAGAUGAGACAGCACAUUUACCGCCGCAAGCGAAAAAGAUCAAGACAGAGACACCAGCCGCCUCGCCCAGCCUUGCCCGCUACGCUGCUAGUGCAUUGUUGGGGGCGGCAGUUGGUGGAAUUGGCGUCGUUGUGGCUUUGGCGUCGUUGCCACCUGAUUUCUUUAAUUAG